AUGGGCUCGAAACGGGCGAAGGAGGGGGUAAAGAAAGCUGAAAAGCCGAAUUUUGACGAAGCCGCUCUCGCUCGUUUGACGAGCAAAAUCGACAAGUCUCUUGCAGAUUCCGAGAAACCAAGUGCUCCAAAGCAGGACCCUGCGAAACGAAAGCGACGUCGCGACAAUGACGAUGGGCCUGAAUCUAAGCGGCGGCAAACCCGUCCUACAGAGCCCAAGCCACAGCGUGCCCGGGGCGAAGGGCGGAAGAACAAGGAGCCCAGUCUUCUUGAGGAAAUUCUAGCUCUUGGAGGGGAUGAAGCUGACUUGGAACUGGUCGCCAAUGUCGAUUCUGGCAACGAAGAUGGUGACGCGCCCCAGUCAAAGGGAUCAACAACAGAAACCAUUGUGGAUAAGGCACUGCGAGAUGAACUCGCUCAAUUCGCAUCCAGUCUAGGCUUCCACAAGUUGCGCGAACAACAAGACGAUUCGGAUACCGACCACUCCGAUGGAACUGAGGAUGCGCACAGCAACAGGUCUGAGGAUGACGGCGAGGAGGACGAGGAAAGACAUCAGGUUGCCCCACCCCCGCAGGAAACCAAACGGGGGAAACAGUCAGGGAAGUUGUUCGUUGAGCCUCGCUCUGACUGGCACGCUAUCGCCCUGCCUCGGCUAUCGACACAAAUCCCGGACAACCUCAAGCACCAUCCUACGACCAUCGCUAACCUGAAGUCGUACGCCGAGACGCUUCUGGAAGAAGACUCGGCGAACUAUGCCGCAACCCAGGCUUCCAGCUCGUCGCAAAAGUUUAUGUCGACCAUUAUGUCGUCUGGAACCCUUUCGGACAAGAUCUCCGCUCUGACGCUGUCGGUCCAGGAGUCGCCGCUCCAUAAUCGCAAGGCUUUUGAAAGCCUCAUUACCUUGGCUGGGAAAAAGAGCCGCGGUCAGGCAAUUGCCGCCCUGGGAGCUCUCGUCGAUCUUUUGGGGAAUGGGAAUUUGCUUCCCGACGACCGCCGUCUUCGACCCUUCAACAGCCAGCCCGCCUUGCUCGGAGCUCUCGCCGGGCAAAAGCAUUCACCUUGGGCUCAGGGGCAAAAGCUCCCUGGUAACUUGACCCAAACGCAUUUGAUGGUCUGGGCAUAUGAGGACUGGCUCAAAGGCGCCUAUUUUCGCAUUAUCCAACUGCUUGAGCUCUGGUGCUCGGAUGAAAUUGAGUAUUCUAGGUCACGAGCUCUCGACUUCGUGUAUGGGUUGCUUAAGAGCAAACCAGAACAGGAAGCCAAUCUGUUGCGGCUGCUAGUCAACAAGCUCGGCGACCGUGAACGAAAGAUCUCUUCGAGGGCUUCUUACCUCCUAUUACAGCUGCUCAACGUCCACCCAGGGAUGAAGGCCGUUGUCAUUGGCACUAUAGAACAGGAGGUUCUCUUGAAGCCUGGCCAAAGUCUGCGUACGAGGUACUCGGCUAUCAACACAUUGAAUCAAACAAUUCUGAGCACCAAGGAACCGGCUAUUGCGGACACGUUGCUUCGGAUAUACUUUGAAGCCUUUCUUUCUCUGUUGAAAAGUGGCUCGCUGGGAGACAUUGAGAUUUUGGAUGGUGAAGGGAAACAACGGACCCCUCAAAAGAAGCAAAGAAAACGGGGGGGAUCUAGCGUACCGGCUCCUGGGAAAGAGCAGGGAACGGCCCAGAAACUUGUGUCGGCUCUUCUGACGGGCGUCAACCGGGCUAUACCGUUUGCCACGGCCGACGACUCGACGCUGGAGAGACACCUGGACAUUCUCUUCAAGAUCACUCAUUCCUCCAAUUUCAACACCAGCGUGCAGGCAUUAAUGCUCAUACAGCAGCUAGCCACGUCGAAGCAGCUUGCUGUUGACAGGUUCUACCGGACUCUCUACGAAUCCCUUCUGGACCCAAGGCUCAUUACGUCGUCCAAACACGCCUUGUACCUCAACCUGCUCUACCGGGCCAUGAAGAAUGAUGUCGAUGUCCGUCGGGUCAAAGCAUUUGUCAAGAGACUGAUCCAAGUGCUGAGCCUGCACCAGCCACCAUUCGCUUGCGGCGUCCUCUUCCUGAUUGCCGAGUUGCAAACCACGUUCCCGGACCUCCGUACACUGCUAGACGAACCCGAAGACGACGAUGAUCUUGAUGAGGAGGUGUACAAGGAUGCUCGGGAGGAUGAGUCCGAGGUUGACGAAACCUCCCAGGUUUCGGUGAUGGCGGGCAGGAGAAAAGCCGCGUCGUACGACGGCAGGAAACGGAACCCCGAGCACAGCAACGCGCAUCGCAGUUGUCUCUGGGAACUGGUGCCGUUUCUUUCGCACUACCAUCCCUCGGUGGGCGUGUUUGCGCUGAACCUGCUGGCCAGGCAGAAAGCGCUGCCGAAACCGGAUUUGGCUAACCAUACUUUGAUGCACUUCCUGGACAAGUUUGUCUACCGCAAUCCCAAGGUCGAGGAGUCCAAGCGGGGCGGCUCCAUCAUGCAGCCGAUCCAUGCUUCCGGUAGUUCGUCCCACAUUGUGACAUCUAACAAAGCCGGGGCGCGACAGCAGGGGAUUGUCAACUCGUCCGCCUUCUGGAACCUAAAGCCCGACCAAGUCUCGGCGGAGGAUGUCUUCUUCCACGAGUACUUUGCUCGCAUCGGCAAGGCAGGGGAAGCUGCGCGCGCCCGGAAACCAACCGAGGAGCAGGCUGAGUCGGGUGAUGAAGCAGGCGAAGAUGAAAUCUGGGAGGCAUUGGUCAAAUCACAACCAGAGCUCGAGGAGGCGGAUGCCGGCGAGGAGUCUGAUAUGGAUCUGGAUGGUUACGACUACUCGGACAACGACAUGGACGUCGACGGCCCUGCGCUUGACGAGGACAUGUCAGACAUUGAAUCCGAGGUGUCUGGGGAUGACACUGGCUUUGAAGGCAUCUUUGACGAGUCCGAGGAGAGUGUCGAAGGCAGCUCGAGCGAGGAUGAGGGUCGUCGUGAUACCGGAAAGGAGCUGUCCGCCAAGGAGCGCCGUAAGGGCAGGCUCAGCAGGAAGGAGAUCAAGAGCCUUCCAACAUUUGCAUCGGCCGAUGACUACGCUGAGAUGUUGGCAGCAGAGCCCGAUGAUUUGGAUGGCUAG
This is a messenger RNA of Canariomyces notabilis, 3087 nucleotides long. RefSeq names its product CBF-domain-containing protein. The coding region runs from base 1 to 3087 and encodes 1028 amino acids. The transcript has 3 exons. Gene Ontology annotation, cellular component: nucleus. The record is from RefSeq and is a predicted model, not a curated record. Lineage: Eukaryota; Fungi; Ascomycota; Sordariomycetes; Sordariales; Chaetomiaceae.